This is a messenger RNA of Fibroporia radiculosa, 1416 nucleotides long. RefSeq lists its product as uncharacterized. Gene Ontology annotation, molecular function: NAD binding; oxidoreductase activity, acting on the aldehyde or oxo group of donors, NAD or NADP as acceptor; NADP binding. The record is from RefSeq and is a predicted model, not a curated record. NCBI's taxonomy places the organism in Eukaryota, Fungi, Basidiomycota, Agaricomycetes, Polyporales, Fibroporiaceae. Gene Ontology annotation, biological process: glucose metabolic process. The transcript has 8 exons. Bases 1 to 1416 code for a protein of 471 amino acids.
AUGGCCGUCUCGACUCUCAAGGGUGUCUGGACACGACAGUGUACGGCAGAGGCAGGUCGCAGCAAAGUAGACUCAGGCUCGCACGAUGGCAGGAUGGCAUUGCACAGAGCAGCGGCCGCAGGACUCGGGGGCGACGGCGAGACCCCCAGCGACGGCGGGCGCGACAGCAGCAUUGGGCCCGCCGACUGGGCUGCACUCGGGUGGGCCGCGUCGGGGGCGCGGUCGGCCACGGCCAGAAGCGAGGUGGUUGAUCGGCGCGACUCGAGCGAGCGAGUGACAGCCGAUGACGCAGAGCGCGCGCGAUCAGAGAUACCGAUAAUCGCGCCUUAUAAGCCCGUCCUCUCCCCCGCGCUCCUCCCCAUCCCCUGUCCCCCGCUCAAACACCACAUCUCUCUCUCCAACUCAUCAUGCCAGUCAAGGUCGGAAUCAACGGGUCGUAUCGGCCGUAUCGUCCUCCGUAAUGCUCUCCUUCACGGAGACAUUGACGUCGUCGCUGUGAACGACCCUUUCAUUGACCUCGAGUACAUGGUUUACAUGUUCAAGUAUGACUCCGUCCACGGUCGCUUCAAGGGCACUGUUGAGGCCAAGGAUGGAAAGCUUUACGUCCAGGGCAAGCCCAUCGUCGUUUUCGCCGAGAGGGAUCCUGCCAACAUCAAGUGGGGCUCCGUCGGUGCCGACUACAUUGUCGAGUCUACUGGUGUUUUCACCACCAUCGACAAGGCUUCUUCUCACCUUAAGGGUGGUGCCAAGAAGGUCAUCAUCUCCGCCCCGUCUGCUGAUGCACCCAUGUUCGUUUGCGGUGUCAACCUCGACGCUUACGACUCUAAAUACACCGUCAUCUCGAACGCAUCUUGCACAACCAACUGCCUUGCGCCCCUCGCCAAGGUCAUCCACGACAAGUUUGGUAUCGUUGAGGGUCUCAUGACCACCGUCCACUCGACGACUGCGACUCAGAAGACAGUCGAUGGUCCUUCGAACAAGGACUGGCGUGGUGGUCGUGCUGUCGGCAACAACAUCAUUCCCUCCUCUACCGGUGCUGCCAAGGCCGUGGGCAAAGUCAUCCCCAGUCUCAACGGCAAGCUCACCGGUCUCUCUUUCCGUAUCCCGACAAUCGAUGUUUCCGUCGUUGACCUCGUCGUGCGGCUCGAGAAGCCCGCAUCGUACGAGGACAUCAAAGUCGCCGUCCAGGAGGCCGCCAACGGCCCGCUCAAGGGUAUCAUGGCGUACACCGACGAGAAGGUCGUCAGCACGGACUUUGUUGGCAACGAUGCGUCGUCAAUCUUCGACGCUGAGGCGGGUAUUUCGCUCAACCCCCACUUCGUCAAGCUGAUCUCAUGGUACGACAACGAGUGGGGUUACUCGAAGCGUGUCUGCGACCUCCUCGCGUUCGCUGCCAAGAAGGACGGUGCGCUCUGA